AGGUCGGCCGGGAUUUGAUUCUAUUGGGCGAUAAGAAACUCCAUGCGCGUAUAGAAGUUAAUAGUUUUUUCCCCCCAGCGUGGUGACUUGGUUUCUGAUCCCACGCUGGAUCAUCCAGAAGUGAUGGAUCGAUUCGUGAUAGACUCGAAAUCGGUCGUGUGGUGACGAAAAUUCAUUACCAGAAUCAAAUGAACUGCAUGAGAAUUAUUUCGAAAACUAUUUCGCUUUGGUGUUAGUAAUCGUAUUUUGUGCGAAUCACAUUUUUCUUACCGUAUUUACGCGAGUAUAAGACGUACUCCAUAUGUUUCAAUCGUAUUAUCAAUUUACAGCUCAUCGAACUGAAGAAGGCGUGUAUAGUUGAAGAUUUUAUGACGCUUUGUCACUUGCUUCACGAUGCGCUAUUAUUGGCACCAUUGUGAGAUAUGACACAGAUUGUCAGACUUUUUGCUGGAAUUCUCCCGACAAUCGUCUUGUCGCCAGUGCUGGUGGCUCCGGCUUUCAAUUUCGAUGGUAUGAAUUCCGAUGUGGAUGGGCAAGAGCAGUAUCGCGGUGUUGUUUACCGGGGAUCCGAGGAAGACGAGUUCGAUCGUGAAUACAAAGGCAGUUUGUUCAGGAGCAAUGGGAUUCCCCCGAACAUUGUGUUUAUUCUUGCGGAUGAUCUAGAUCUCACCUUGGAAGGGAUGACUCCGUUGGAGAAAACGAAAGAAAUACUCGGUUCCGGAGGAGCGACUUUUAGUAACAUGUUCGCCACCACGCCGAUCUGUUGUCCAAGUCGGAGCAGCAUCCUCACAGGACAAUACCAACACAAUCAUCAGGUGCUAAACAAUUCUAUACCGGGGAAUUGCUACGGAGACACAUGGCGAGCGGUUCACGAAGAAAAAUUUUCCUUCGCCCCGUACUUGAAAUCUAUGGGUUACACGACGUUUUAUGCGGGGAAAUACCUCAAUCAGUAUGGUCAUGAGCGUGCCGGGGGAAUUCGACGCAUACCGAUUGGAUGGGAUCAUUGGGCUGGAUUGGUUGGGAAUUCCGUGUACUACAACUAUACCUUAUCGGUCGAUGGGAAUCCCGAGGAGCACGGGGAUCGACCAGAUGAAGAUUACCUCACGAAUGUUAUUAAAAACAAGUCUUUGGAUUUCCUGGCGAAGUAUGAACCCGAAACCAAUGGUCCACUGUUCAUGUUCAUCGCACCACCAGCUCCUCACGCUCCUUACACACCCGAGCCCAAGUAUGAGAAGGCUUAUUCCUAUGUUCGUGCCUUGCGAACUCCGAACUUCAACACAGACAAUGUGGAUGACAAGCAUUGGUUGCUUAGACAAGGUCCACAUCCGCUACCAGCUGGAGUCGUUGAUGAAGUGGACGAGUUUUUCCGGGAUCGAUGGCGUUCUUUAUUGUCCGUCGACGAUCUGGUUUCUGACGUGUACAAUUCUCUGGCAGAGAAGGGAAUGAUCGACAACACUUUUAUUGUUUUCACAUCCGAUCAUGGGUAUCAUUUGGGUCAGUUUUCUCAGCCAAUCGACAAGCGCCAGCCGUACGAAUUCGAUAUUCGUGUGCCUCUCUAUGUACGAGGUCCCGGAGUUGAAGCAGGAUCAACGAGGAACGAAGUUGUCUUGAAUAUUGAUUUGGCUCCCACGUUUAUGCAAAUGGCAGGUUUGCAGCCUUUGAAAUCCAUGGACGGAGAAAGCUUUCUUCCGCAUAUGUCACGAAAAUUGGGCAACCAUGGACUCAUUCCGGAUGGGAGAAAAUUAUUCUUGGUGGAAUAUCAUGGCGAAGGGAGCAAAAUGGUAAACGAGCAGUGCACAGAUGAUACCAACAUGGAGGGAUGUCGUCCUGAUCUUGCAUGCAAGUGCCAAGAUUCCACGAACAAUACUUACGCUUGCAUCCGAAAUGUGGAAGAGCACUUGGAUUUUCUCUAUUGUCAGUUUCAAGAUAUGGAGCAUUUCGAGGAAUUCUACGACAUUCGACACGAUCCCUACCAACUGGUGAAUCAAGCUGGUAGUUUGCAAGGAGGAUGGAGGAAAGAUUUCCGUAAAGCCCUUAAAUCCCUCUCUCAAUGUUUUGGAGUGGAAUGUCAUCAAUUGUCUGGGGCUUCGUUCGACCGUCAAGUUCCAAUGGCUGAAUUAAUGCAUAAUCCCAUGAAUUCACGAUAAAUGCGAAUUUUUUUAUAUAUUUUCGCAGCUCUUUUUUAAAUUCAAGGAAAUUUAUUCGGGAAUGUUGCGCUUUUUUUCUAGGAUUGUUUCGACGUUCCAACGUUUGCAUGCGAAUGUUCGAAGAAAUAUACACGCUGAAAUAAUUCGUUA
Molecule: messenger RNA, 2297 nt
Organism: Notodromas monacha
Lineage: Eukaryota; Metazoa; Arthropoda; Ostracoda; Podocopida; Cyprididae
Source: the annotation of a GenBank genome assembly